CCGGACGCUGACGCGGGCCGGGACCGCGCGAGCCACGAGCCGCCGCUGUAUGUGGCCAUGACGAAGUUAGCGCAGUGGCUUUGGGCACUGGCGCUCCUGGGCUCCGCCUGGGCGGCCCUCACCCUGGACCCUCUGGGCCUGGAGCUGCCCUCGCCCUGCCGGGAGGUCCUGUGGCCACUGCCCGCCUACUUGCUGGUGUCCGCCGGCUGCUAUGCUCUGGGCACUGUGGGCUAUCGCGUGGCCACUUUUCACGACUGCGAGGACGCCGCCCGAGAGCUGCAGAGUCAGAUCCAGGAGGCCCGCGCCGACCUAGGCCGCAGGGGGCUGCGCUUCUGACGCCUCAACCCCAGUCCAGUCCGACAGCCCUCCUCUCCCUCCCGUUUCCCAUUAAAGAGCAGCUGUGUUUUCUAA
Castor canadensis (American beaver) is the source of this 411-nucleotide messenger RNA. RefSeq names its product dolichyl-phosphate mannosyltransferase subunit 3, regulatory (gene Dpm3). NCBI's taxonomy places the organism in Eukaryota, Metazoa, Chordata, Mammalia, Rodentia, Castoridae. The record is from RefSeq and is a predicted model, not a curated record. Gene Ontology annotation, biological process: GPI anchor biosynthetic process. Gene Ontology annotation, cellular component: dolichol-phosphate-mannose synthase complex; endoplasmic reticulum membrane.